AAGAUCAACAAGAAAAAUUCCCAGGAGCCAUGUCAGCCUCCAAUACCACCUCAACACAUCCAGCUGCCUUCUUGUUGAUGGGGAUUCCAGGCCUGGAGCACUUGCACAUCUGGAUCUCCAUCCCCUUCUGCUCAGCAUAUACACUGGCCCUGCUUGGAAACUGCACCCUCCUUCUCAUCAUCCAGGCUGAGGCAGCCCUCCAUGAGCCCAUGUACCUCUUUCUGGCCAUGCUGGCAACAAUUGACCUAGUUCUUUCUUCUACAGCGCUGCCUAAAAUGCUUGCCAUAUUCUGGUUCAGGGAUCGGGAGAUCAACUUCUUUGCCUGUCUGGUCCAGAUGUUCUUCCUUCACUCCUUCUCCAUCAUGGAGUCAGCAGUGCUGCUGGCCAUGGCCUUUGACCGCUAUGUGGCCAUCUGCAAGCCACUGCACUAUACCACAGUCCUGACUGGGUCCCUCAUCACCAAAACUGGCAUGGCUGCUGUGGCCCGGGCUGUGACCCUGAUGACUCCACUCCCCUUCCUGCUGAGAGGCUUCCACUACUGCCGAGGCCCAGUGAUUGCCCACUGCUACUGUGAACACAUGGCUGUAGUGAGGCUGGCAUGUGGGGACACUCGCUUCAACAAUAUCUAUGGCAUUGCUGUGGCCAUGUUGAUUGGAGUGUUGGAUCUCUUCUUUAUCAUCCUAUCUUAUAUCUUUAUCCUUCAGACGGUUCUCCAGCUCUCCUCUCAGGAGGCCCGGUACAAAGCAUUUGGGACAUGUGUGUCUCACAUAGGUGCCAUCUUAGCCUUCUACACACCCGCAGUCAUUUCUUCAUUCAUGCACCGUAUGGCCCGUCAUGCUGCCCCUCAUGUCCACAUCCUCCUUGCCAAUAUCUAUCUUCUCUUCCCACCCAUGAUCAAUCCCAUCAUCUAUGGUGUUAAGACCAAGCAGAUCCGUGGCAGAGUCUUAGGAGUAUUCCUGAGAAAGGAUGUAUGAAUAGAGUGAGGGAUAAGUGGAGAAAGAGUGGGGCACAGUGAAUGCUGUAGCGGGCCAGGGCUGUGAUGAGAAGUAGGUGGCUGCUGGACUCCAUGUUUAGUUCUUUCCUUGUAUUGUGAAAAAAAUACAUGUUGUCCUGAAACUCAGAGCCAAGUCUGUUUAGGAUUUGUGGGUCUUUUUCCUCUGGUAGCCCCUGAGUUGAACCUGGUAACUGUGCCAUCUCCUCACAGAGCCCCACUCCUGUCAGUAACUUGGCAGUCUUGACCCUCUGGCCUCCUGGGGACUUCCUUCACUGAAGGACACAAAGAUGCUUCCAUGUUCAUUUGCUUAAGAGAAGGCUGUGAAAAUCUGAAUUUCUAUCUCUGACUCAUUGGAAAUUUGAUGUAUUAUCCACUCAGAUUGCUGAGUGAGGACCCCUACUCCAUCCAAUGCAGGAAUUCCUCUUUACUAACAGUUGAUGUCCAGAUUCUGCCUAAACACUGUAAGUGCUGGUGCACUUGCAUCCUCCAGGUCUAUUUAUUCCAAGUGAGACAACUCUGCUUAUUAGAAAGUUAUUUCUUCAACUAAGCCAGUCUGUAUUCUUUGACUUCCUUUUACCUCUUCAUCCUCAUGACUAAUCCGUCUCAUUAAAUACUUUGAA
Messenger RNA from Cebus imitator (Panamanian white-faced capuchin), 1614 nucleotides. RefSeq names its product olfactory receptor 52K2-like. Gene Ontology annotation, cellular component: membrane. The transcript has a single exon. Gene Ontology annotation, biological process: G protein-coupled receptor signaling pathway. Lineage: Eukaryota; Metazoa; Chordata; Mammalia; Primates; Cebidae. Gene Ontology annotation, molecular function: olfactory receptor activity; G protein-coupled receptor activity. Bases 30 to 974 code for a protein of 314 amino acids. The record is from RefSeq and is a predicted model, not a curated record.